Messenger RNA from Prunus armeniaca (apricot), 426 nucleotides. The record is from the annotation of a GenBank genome assembly. Lineage: Eukaryota; Viridiplantae; Streptophyta; Magnoliopsida; Rosales; Rosaceae.
AUGAAAGUGCUAAAGAGGUAUGUUCAAAACCGUACUCAUCCCGAAGGUUGCAUUGCUGAGUGGUAUAUAGCUGAAGAAGCUGUAGAGUUUUACACCAAGUAUUUGUCUGAUGUUAAUACAGUUGGAGUGCCUCUAGCCAGAAGAUGUGACUUUCAAAGCCAUUACCACAUGGAACAUAUGAUCCACAUCAAGACCACUUAUCUAAAAUUUAAAAAGAGAACAAAGUGGUUGCAAGAUAAGCAUAAUAACACUUUCAUUCAAUUGCUAGGCUUUAAGGUUCAAAGUGAGCUCAAUGGGAAAGACAAUAAUCGCUUAUCAAAAAAUUUGAGAUGGCUAGCAGCUCGUCCAAGCAUGGCAGUGCCAUCAUAUAGGAGCUAUCUUAUUAAUGAUGGUAAAUUUAACACAAAGGCGCAAGAUGAUGUGUGA